AUGACCCCUUCAAAGGCACUGAGAAAUGGUGUAAAUGACAGCAAUGGCGGUAGGGGUGGAGGAGGUUAUGUCCUGAAGUCGGAGUCUUUGGAUGAGAGGAGUGGCGGGAUAUUAGUUAGAGAUCGACGACAGGCCACCACCGAUACAACCGAUUCAAAUCAACCAACCGGUGAUACAUCAGAAGCAUCGCACGGCUCAACGCACGGCACUGGCGGCCCAACUCAUGAAACUGAAGCCCAUUCAGGAACCUAUUCGCCCACUCCUUCCCCGACAUCCACCGCUCGAAGUGGUGGCUCAAGAGCUAAAAACUCUAAGUCCAAGACUAAGAGUAAUAAAGCACAGCAUAAAAACGAUAUUUCCUUUAAUGUUAAGGUUGAGAAUCAUUAAGUUUUUGCACAAUUUAUAAAUUGUUAUCAAAGUAUUUUAAUGUUCCAAUCUAUUUAACUAAUAAAAUGGACAUGUUAUAACAAACACAAA
Molecule: messenger RNA, 477 nt
Organism: Medioppia subpectinata
Lineage: Eukaryota; Metazoa; Arthropoda; Arachnida; Sarcoptiformes; Oppiidae
Source: the annotation of a GenBank genome assembly